UAGACUAACCCAGGUCAAAGCAGCUAUGAUUGCAAUGUUUUGAACACGAAAUUCUAAUAUUUGUUAUGAAUUAUGGUCAUUUUAAAGCAAAAUGGAUUAGAACAUGAUAUGCGACAGUUCAAUCAAUACACAAAAUUGAAUUUGAAGAUUUUUCAGUGAAGGAAUUCUCUUCUUUAUUUACCUGUUUGGGAUUUUAGUGAAGGUGUGUAAAACUUUGUGUAACAGAGCCCCCAUAAUUAUCAAAGGUGUUUGUAUAUUUAAUUGACGAGAGCUUCAUCAAUUACAGUUAUUGUAAUUAUCGGAUUAAGGCUAAUUAAUGGUUUGAUCUAACGGGCACCUGCUGUGUUAAUUAGGUCGAGCAGUGUUUACAAACCUACACGAUUGUCACAAGUUAAGAAAAUGUGAUUUUCAUUAGAAUCAGUGUUAAUUAAAGAAAUAGAACAUUAACUGUCUCUACAUCUACGAACAACGUUUUCGCCAAGGUAGUCAGUAAAAAUAUUGUUUUUAAAGAAGAAAAUAACAAGGAGUCAAAUGUGGCUUGUUUACGAUUUAUGUUCCGUUCUAAAAGGUCUUCCCACGUGAAGCGCUUGUGGAAAAGUCGGAUCGCACAACAUGAAACCGAGAGUUCGGAUGAAAACAAUCCAGAAGAAUUAGAGAAAAAAUCAGUCACUCAGUCUAUAUUGAAAAGAUUAAAAGAAAAACAAUUAGAAAUGUUAAUUCAAAGUGUUGAAAGCAAGGGCGAAGAACACUCCGGUUGUGUAUUGUUACCUAAAGGAGAUUUACGGCUCGGGAGGAGGUGUGUAGCGCCUCAUAUUUUGUGCCUUCAGAUUUGGAGGUGGUCGGACAUUUCAGGGAGUUCAGAACUUCGGAGAAUGCCUUUCUGUGAAACUGUUGACGAUGAUGUUUACGUGUGCUGUAACCCUUAUCAUUGGAGCCGUAAGUCAGAUGAAUUAGAAUCACCAUUUCUUGGAAGGUCAGCUUUAGAACGGGUACAUAUUACAGAUUUUGACCAAUCAGAAAUGGUAACAGAUGAAGUGGUUUCUACAGAAACAGGAAAUACUCCCACUCCCCAUCAGUUAAAUUAUUCAGAUGAUUCAAUGUCGUCUAACAAUGGUUGUGUUCGAGGACCACAUUGGUGUACUGUGGCGUACUGGGAAUUGCGACAGCGCGUUGGACGUUUGUAUAUGGUGUACGACCCUAAUGUUAAUAUAUUUCAAUCACUACCUCAUGGGGACGGACUGUCCCUAGAAUUACUUCAGAAAGAUGCCGAAACUGAGUCAGUAAAACGAACUCGUGAUAAAAUAGGUAUAGGUGUUGUGUUAAGCCGUGAAGAUGAUGGAGUUUGGCUUUAUAAUCGCUCACAAUUUCCAGUGUUUGUCAACUCGCCUACUUUAGAGAAUAUUCAUUCAAGAACGUUGCCGGUUUUAAAACUAUUACCUGGAUAUUCAAUCAAAAUAUUUGACUAUGAUAGUGUGCGACUGUUAAAACAGUUAACAGACAAACGAUAUCUGGACGGUCCUUUUGACCCAGCGUCUGUCAGGAUAAGUUUUGCUAAAGGCUGGGGACCAAACUACCACAGACAGUUUAUAACUUCAUGUCCGGCUUGGCUGGAAGUUUUAAUGACUAUUGAUAGGUGAUAGUUGUUACUGUAGAGGUCAUAUGUAUUCUUAACAUUCAAUUUAAAAAAUAACUUACACUUUCUUAUUGUGACUGAAUUAUUUGAAAUGUUGGACAAAGGGAGGCAACUCUUGUUGUUUUUGAAUGGUUGAAAGAUUCAACUUGUUUUUGGUUUUUUUGUUUUAAAGUUUUUACUAAAUAUAAAUCUUAAUAUUUUUUAUUGUUUAUUUUUAAAAAAGAAAACUUUUUAAUUCUUUGUUACAAUGUUAGUAUAUAUAUCCUCUGUGAGAGGGUGUAAGUUAUUUUUGGAAUGGAGACUUCCAGAUUAAGUUUAAGACUAUUACAUGGUUAGUUCCAGAGAAAAUAUCAGUAUGUCAAGUCUAUACACGUCUAAAUUUAAUUUAUUUCUCAUAUAAGAAAUGGAUAUAAUGUCACAUAAUAAAAAGGGUUUAUUUCCAUUGUUUAGCCGGUUCACUCAGGGUUGUUGGGCAAACAAAAAAUAUGUGUGUCUACUAUAACCUGCUGAAAAAAUGUAGGGUCGGUAAGUUGGCAAAACUUUUAAAAAUAUUUUUUUAUAUUGAACAGCAAACCCGGAAAUAGCCUGAUCCUUUAUUGCAAUUAUCAAUAUUUCCAGUUAAUGGCCAUUUGUCACAGUUGUUUUUGUCAGUUGGAUAUGUUUUUACUUGGUUUUACACAAUAUUUGUUGAUCAUUUUUGGCAUUUAGCUAGUUAUUUGACAAAGAGUACAUAAUUGUCAACAAAAAUACUAGAGAAAAUAUAAUUUGCCCAAUUUUCAGUGAAAAAAAGUUAGGGUAGGUUCUCAAAAAAUAGAGUAUGUCCUGCUUCUGUAAAAACACAUACUUUUUAUUUUGGCCUUAACCGUUCUACAGUAAACACACAUACUUUUUAUUUUGGCCUUAGCAGUUCUUCUGUAAACACACAUACUUUUUAUUUUGGCCUUAGCUGAUCUACUGUAAACAUACAUACUUUUUUUAUUUUGGCCUUAGCCGUUGUUCUGUAAAAACACAUACUUUUUAUUUUGGCCUUGGGCAUUCUACUGUAAACACAUAAUUUUAAUUUUGGCCUUAGUUGUUCUACUGUAAACACACAUACUUUUUAUUUUAGCCUUAGCUGAUCUACUGUAAACACACAUACUUUUUAUUUUGGCCUUAGCUGAUCUACUGUAAACACACAUACUUUUUAUUUUGGCCUUAACUGAUCUACUGUAAACACACAUACUUUUUAUUUUGGCCUUAGUCGUUCUACUGUAAACACACAUACUUUUUAUUUUGGAGCCAUUCUCUAUGUUUUGUUGUAUCCUGUUUAAGUAUAAGGAAAUGUAAUGUAAAGAAAUACUUAGAAUGAUUUAGUUUCUCUCCUGAGGAAUUAUUGUUCCAUUGACAGUCUUUUCUCUCCUGGGGAAUUAUUGUUCCAUUGACAGUCUUUUCUCUCCUGGGGAAUUAUUGUUCCAUUGACAGUCUUUUCUCUCCUGGGGAAUUAUUGUUCCAUUGACAGUCUUUUCUCUCCUGGGGAAUUAUUGUUCCAUUGACAGUCUUUUCUCUCCUGUGGAAUUAUUGUUCCAUUGACAGUCUUUUCUCUCCUGGGGAAUUAUUGUUCCAUUGACAGUCUUUUCUCUCCUGGGGAAUUAUUGUUCCAUUGACAGUCUUUUCUCUCCUGGGGAAUUAUUGUUCCAUUGACAGUCUUUUCUCUCCUGGGGAAUUAUUGUUCCAUUGACAGUCUUUUCUCUCCUGGGGAAUUAUUGUUCCAUUGACAGUCUUUUCUCUCCUGGGGAAUUAUUGCUCCAUUGACAGUCUUUCUAUAUCUUAAAAAUGUUUUGUAUAUCCUCUGAGUAAAACAUUUGGUUUAUUUCUGACCUUUCUAUAAUUCUACUUGUAAAGGGCAUUUCACCAUGGCAACGCUUAUUUUUUCUGGAACAAUCUUUGUAACAUUAGGGCAUUUAUAAUAUGUUUAGUUACCUCUAUUUGAAGACUAGGGGGAGUAACUCUGUGCUAUAUCGAUUUAUAGACAAAGACAAGUAACUUAGUUUAUACUACCUGGCUAAUACUGUUUCAGUAAUCGUGGUAAUGGAUCAGUAAUAUCAGUUAUAAGGCUGAACACAAACAUACAUCUUCAAUUAAAAAUACUGUAAAUUCAGAAACUAUUGCGUGCAUUUAUUAUUGCGAUUUUUCAAGAAUGGACAAAAAUGCGAGAUUAAUUAUUGCGAUAUCAUGAAAAUCUGCAUACAGAUAUAUGUAACAGACAUCAGAAUGCGAGUUCUUAUUAUUGCGUUAGUCACCCAGUCGCAUUAUUCGCAUUAAUAAAAACCUCGCAAUAAUUUCUGAAUUUACAAUAAGUUACAAUAUUACAGUUGUAUUUGAUACUUACAAAACAGAGCUUCUUCCCUUAGUAAUUCCUUCUAUAGAUAAGAUAUAGCGUUAACAGUUUGUAUACUGAAGUAAACUCAGGUUUUUAUUGAAUACUUAAUAUUGUGCCAUUUUUGUUUAUUUUGUCAUUGAUGAUAAUAUGGUCAAAGGGAGACAACUCCCAGAGUAAAGUUCAGCUUACAUGGAUUUUGUUAUUUCAACCUUUUAUAUAAUCAAAUUCAGCAUCACCACCUUGAAAAUACAUUGAGCUAUUGUAUUCAAUAUUUUUAGAAAUUUCAUGUUAAUUUGAGUGUACACAAGUGAAUGAGUCAAACUUUCUACUUGGAGUUGCCUCCCUUUGACCAUAUUAACAUCCAUUUGAGCUGUAGUAUAUCUAAGUGGUUUCAUAAUAAUACACACACAUAUGUCAUUCAAUAAAUGUAUCAGGAAUUAUAAACGACAGUUUGAAUAGGCAUGUAAUGUUUGCCACUAGAUAUUAAUCAACCAUUAAUCAUUAUAGAUAUUAAAGGCUAUGAUUUGUUCAGAUCUAAACAACAAGUUCUUGGUAUUGGAGACAUUUUUUACAUAUUAAGCAUCAGCCUAAAUAUGUUAUUUCAGAACCUGAUGCAUUCUGGGUAAUAUAUUUUUUUUUUAUAAAGUGUUGGAUGAUUCAGGUGGUUGUGAUGCAAAUAUGGUCAAAGGGAAGUAACUCCAAGAUUAAAAUAGAAAUUGGCUGGAAAAAAAAUCUAUUGUUUUAAUACACGUGUAUAAGAGUUAUUUGGAAAAAUAAUUAGUCAAGAAAUUUAAUACCUAAUAAUUGUUGAAUGAAUUGAUUGACUUUUAUGUAAGAUAUAUAAUUUUGAUGUUGUUUGUUAGAAGAUAGAACGUUUGAAAUAAUUAGAGUCUGAUUCAACAUACGCAAAUAAAUCUUUCAAUACAGAAAAUAAGUUUGCCCUUUUUUUUCAAAUUUUUUUUAAUGGUUAGAUGCUAUUUAGAAAUUUUGUUGAAAAAGUAUUCAGUGAUGAAGGGAGAGCUUAAUUACAUUAUAAAUUUGUUUUAAUAACUUUAUCGUGGACAUGGUGGGUAGACACAAACAACCAAUCGAAAUCAACAAGGUUCACAUUUUCAAUAAGACAUAAAUGAAGAAUUUGUCAACUUGUGUGUUGUAGAACUAUGAAAAUUCAACAAAGGGAAGUAACUCCAACAACAAAAUUAAAAGAACCACAGUUAUGAAGAGAUAUAAAAUUAAGUUUUAAUUUCGUAGUGCCAUUUCGUAAAAUCAUCUUGCGGUACAAUUGAUGCAGUUAAAUUUCACAAGUGCUAAUUUUUUUUAAUUUGUAUGUUCUUGAUACUCUGUUUGGCCUAGCCUUACAGUCAUAAAGAUUGUCGUACACCAACUCAGAUUGUCGUACACCAACUCAGAAAUCAACCAAUCAAAAUACUGGAUUUGGUAUUUUGAGCAUAAAAUUUGUCAAUAAUAAGCCAAAAUAAUGAAGAAAAGAGAAAAAUUUGGUGAUAAGGAAUAGAAAAUAAUGACCUACAAAAUUAAAGAUUGUAGAAAUGAAGACCCCAUUUAGAGCCUCAUUAAAAUAUAGAAUACACAAUGAGUGUAAGAAAGUUGUUUAUACAUGUGUGUUCUUUUUAUAGCAUUGUAUCAUUCAAAACUAUAAAAACCAUAAACUUCAGCAAAAGAUAUACAGUUUUACCUCAAAAUAUAUUUGUUAAGAUUUGAUUUGGAUUUAAGGGGGUACCUGACAAUGAACAUGAUGAAGGGAAAUAACUCUCUAUAGGUCAACAGAACGUUUUAAUAGCAGUGUAAAAUCAAAGCAUUUAGCAGCUUCACAUGUUACUUUUAGUUAUUUUGUUUUGAAUAUAUUUUUAGAAAAGAAAUUUUUAAACUUCAGAAUUUUUACAUUUAAAAAAAGAAAUUUUAAUGGUAGGGAUAGUUUUUAAAGAGGGUAGAAAUGGGGUGCCUUACCCCCACAUAACAAUUACGGGUAAAUUAUUUUUUUACUUUAACAAAAUUAUUUUUCUUUGUUUUGCGCCAACAAUAUCCUUAAAAAAUAUGAUUUGAGGAAUGACUUUACAUUUGUAGUCUCAUAUGAUCCUCAAGAUGACUAAAAGGAGGAGUUUGAUGCUCGAUAAAAACCUCAAGAUGGCUACAAGUGGGAGUUUAAUAAAUACUAUUCCUAUCAUUGUUAAAUACUCUUUGGUCAAGCCCCUCAGGUACCCCCUUGAUAAUGUAUAACUGUUAUGAUUGUAUGUUAAAGAGAUAAAUGAUUGUAUGUUUGUUUGUUGGUUAUGAUGUUAUAAGAGUAUUGUAGGUUGACUGUUUGUGUGACUGUUUGUUGGUAAGAUGUUAAAUAACUGUACACUGAUAUGUGUUAGAGUGGCUCUCUCUGACAAGAGUCGAAAAUAAAAAUACUAUUAAA
Molecule: messenger RNA, 6411 nt
Organism: Mytilus californianus (California mussel)
Lineage: Eukaryota; Metazoa; Mollusca; Bivalvia; Mytilida; Mytilidae
Product: mothers against decapentaplegic homolog 6-like
Exons: 4
Coding region: 552-1637 (361 amino acids)
Biological process (GO): BMP signaling pathway; transforming growth factor beta receptor signaling pathway; anatomical structure morphogenesis
Cellular component (GO): heteromeric SMAD protein complex
Molecular function (GO): I-SMAD binding; transcription regulator inhibitor activity
Source: RefSeq, a predicted model, not a curated record